UCGAGCGCUGCUGCGUCUCGUUUAAUAUCCGUAAAAGUAGCUUGUAGAGAAGAGCGGCGCUGAGAAUCGCUCACGUUCAUUCGGAGAGACUUCCUGUGCACUCCUGAAAGCCCAGGACAUACACUGAAAAGAAUACAUUCUGUCGGAUAUGGAUUGUUUUGUGCUCUCUGUCUGCUCAGCUUCGCGUGAUAUGUGCUUCACGUGUCCGCGCGCCACAGUCAGGUAGUUCAGUCCAAAAAGAGCUCGUCAUGCACAUUUAAUCCGGUGUGUGUAUGUGUAUGUGUGUAGCGUGCACACCAGGGCUCUGGAUGUGUAUGUGAACAGGUCUGGGUGGAUAUGUAUUCUCUCAGUUCAUUUCGCAAGUGGAGUGUGUGGAUUGUGCAUCAUCUCGCGAUGCUCCUCGUGCCUAUCCUGUGGUUGGCGUCGCAGGCUCGCGCUGCUCCAUCCCUCACCACCGAGCAGAUGGACAUGGGGGUGGACUGGCUGAGUAAGUUCGGAUACCUCCCACCAGCUGACCCUGUGACCGGCCAACUGCAGACCAAGGAGGCACUGACCAGGGCGAUUAAAGCCAUGCAGCGAUUCGGAGGCCUGGACGAGACCGGAGUGUUUGACCAGGCCACCCUAGGUUUGAUGAAGACACCACGCUGUUCUCUGCCAGACAUGUCCGAGCCUGAGACGGCGGCUGGCAGGAGAAGGCGAGCACUGGCACCUCAGAAAAAGUGGACCAAGAGACAUCUAUCCUGGAGGGUGCGGACAUUUCCCAAAGAGUCGGCCGUGCUGGGGAGGGAAACGGUUCGAGCCCUGAUGUACUACGCUCUGAAGGUCUGGAGCGACAUCACACCGCUCAAUUUCCAUGAGGUGGCGGGAAACAAGGCGGACAUCCAGAUCGACUUCACCAAAGCAGACCACAACGACGGCUACCCUUUCGACGGGCCUGGCGGUACCGUAGCCCAUGCCUUCUUCCCAGGGGAACGUUUCACUGCAGGAGAUACACACUUUGAUGAUGAUGAGGCAUGGACUUUCAGGUCUCCAGAUUCUCAUGGCAUGGACCUGUUUGCCGUGGCGGUACACGAGUUCGGCCACGCCAUAGGACUCGCGCAUACAUCCGCUAUGGAGUCCAUCAUGCGUCCGUACUACCAGGGGCCGGUGGGAGACCCGCUCAAGUACGAUCUCCCUUAUGAAGACAAGGUUCGAGUCUGGCAACUUUAUGGUGUACGGGACUCAGUCUCACACACGGCUCGUCCAGAUGGCGUGUCUCAAACCGACGAUCCACCUGUUCUUAUGGACCUGCCAGAAAACAAAUCCACAGUGCCGCCAGCACGCGAUGCCCCUGACAGAUGUACCAGUCACUUUGAUGCAGUGGCUCAAAUCCGAGGGGAGGCCUUCUUUUUCAAAGGAAAAUAUUUUUGGCGACUGACUCGGGAUAAGCACCUCGUGACGCUAAGGCCGACUCAGAUCCAUCGCUUCUGGAGAGGUCUGCCUGCUAACCUGGAUAGCAUCGACGCUGUGUAUGAGCGACCCGGAGACCAUAAGAUCGUCUUUUUUAAGGGAGCGAAGUACUGGGUAUUCAAGGACAACAUCGUGGAGGAAGGCUACCCACGGCCCAUCAGUGAUUACGGCCUGCCCAUGGAGGGCAUAGAUGCCGUCUUUGUCUGGCUACAUAACGACAAGACGUACUUCUUUAAGGACAACCAUUACUGGCGCUACGACGAUCAUUUGCGGCACAUGGAUCAGGGCUACCCGAAAGACACCACGUUAUGGAAAGGGAUUCCGUCUCACCUAGACGACGCCAUGCGCUGGUCUGACAGCGCUUCAUACUUCUUCAAAGGUAAGGAGUACUGGCGAGUAGCGGGCAGCGAUAUGGAGGUGGAGUCCGGGUAUCCACGUCCAAUCGGUAUAGACUGGCUGGUCUGCAAGGACAUGCAGGCAGACUCUCCGGAGAUGAGGAAUAACGAGACAGGCAGACAGCUCACCGGACAGCACCACGCCAACCAUGCCGAGAACGGCUAUGAGGUUUGUUCAUGCACCUCAGACUCCGGCUCGUCCGCAAGCCCACGCCUGCAGCUCGCCCCCGCCUUGCCACUGGGAGCCUUCUUAAUACUGACACACACCCUCAUGUGUGGCAUUCUCUGAUGGCGGGGACGCCACAGGCCUGCACUGGCAUGGACACGGACACUGAGAGUGCAUAUGCAGUGGCUUGUGGGAAGGACAGAAGAGGGCAAACUCACACUCCACUCCAAUCAGUGAUCAUUGCUUAUGUCUGGCUUUUUUUUAUUUAUUUUAACAAACUGGAAAUGUUGAUUAUUAUCAUUAUUGUUAUUAAUAUUAUUAUUAUUAUAGCCGCAUUAGAAUUCUGUUGUGUGCCUCUGAGGUUUAUUUUAAGCACUUUCUGGAAUUCAUAUCAAGUAUUAUUAUAAUUGUUGCUUUUUUUCCUUAUGCAAUGAUUAGAAUAUUCCGCAUUUAAAAAGAGGGAAUCUGUAUUUUCCAGACUAAAAGUCAGUACCGUUUUUCUAUUGGUCAUCAUGCACCACUCAAAAUUAUGUCUGCGUAAAAAGAAAUUAAUGUAUAUGUUGUGUUAUUUUGUUUAAUGAAAUGUUUAUUAAAGUCAAAAACCUGUUUUUUUUUUUAUUUGGAAGAUCAAUCUCUCAGUCACGUAGUCAAACGAAAGCCAAUGUCCAAAUGCAGCUUAGACCAUGUUACAUGAUGUACUAUGCAUGUGUGGUGGCCUGGGAAACCAACUGACUUUUUUUUUUUUUCUUUUUUUUUUACUAAAAAACAAUUUUAGAAACUUCAGAAAUACAGUACGCUUCUCUUCAGCGCGCAUUUCUAUCACAAGUGAACUUGUCUGGUCGAUCUCAAAAGUGAAAAGGAAGUGAAUUACAUUUAAAACACUUUAUUCUGGCUGUUGAGAAGGCGCGUCCUUAACAUUAGGACUUUAUGAAAUGAUAACAGCAGGAAUGAAAAAUUGAGCUGUACUGUACAGGAACCAAUUUGAGUCACGGCUUGCUGCCGCCGUAGCCCGCCGUUCCAGUACGGCAAAGUUACCAGUUUGAUAAUCUCACCGAAACACAAGGUGAGUUAACUUCACAUUGGGCAUGUGGGUUGAAUUCAAGCUUUGUUUCCAAAAGAAUUCCCAAAAAGUUGGUGAAAGGUAUUUAUAUAUUACAUUCAUUUUUGUGACUCUUCUUAUAAAGAUACCAGAUACAAGACAUCACAAAAAAGAGCAGGUUUUGAUAUCAGUCAUAGUAGCGAUGUUUGUUUAUGUAUAUUUAAAAUGAUUCCAAUUAGAGAUUCCAUCUUAGCUGUUUACACGAACGCUGAUCUGAUAAGGUGUGCGUUUACAUGCUCAGAGCAUUUAAUCAGAAUGUAAUUGUUGUGACAUUUGGUUAUGCCUGCUGUGAAGCAUUCAAUCUGGCAGAAAAAUAACAGAAGUCGUUUUUUUCUUCGAUUUUGAGGUUAGCUUAGGCUUCCCGUCUUUGUCGAACAUCCCACCCUGUCUAUAAUGAUUGGCUACAAUUCAGUAUCACCUGUGGUUGGAUUGAUGAUUUACAAGAUAUAGAAUGGAGAGCCAAUCUCCAUUCUUUCGCCAGUCAAUGCGUCUUUCUCUCCUCUAGACUGAGCGGAUGGGCGUCUAAAGUAAAAACUGUUUUUACUGAAUUAACUGAUCAGGAAUGGAAGCGAAAUCACGUCACCUUACAGUCUGUUACCCAAACCUGAGGCAAACGUGCAGAAAGAUUUUUUUUAUUAUUUUAACAAAGGACCAACCAUCAGAGAAAAUGUUUACAUGGCUAAUAUCUAUCCUAAUGAACAGAUUAUUAAAGGUUUACACAUUCACCGUUCUCAAUCCAAUUGAAAAUUCAUUCAUUCACAUUGAUGUGCUCAUAGAGUGAUGCACUUUUAUUCCAAAUGGGCUGUUAUAUUGAUAAUUAAAAAAAAACCUGGCUCUGUUAAACUGAUUCCUGCAUGCCUUUAACUAAACGUACAUUUUGCGGAUCACUUGUGCAUCUUUUUUAUGGAAAUGUGUUUGAUGAUUUUGCAUUGUGUGAUACCAACAGGCGGCCACGGUGGUGUAGUGGUUAGCACUGUCGCUUUGCACCUUCAGGGUCAAGGCUCGAUUCCCGUCUCUGUCUGCAUGGAGUUUGUAGGUUCUCCCCAUGCUUGGUGGGGUUUCCUCCCACAGUCCAAAGACAAUGCAAUGCAAUUAGGUUAAUUGGCAUUUCCAAAUUGAUUUAAAACGCAGGUCAUGACAACAAUCACGCC
Molecule: messenger RNA, 4260 nt
Organism: Clarias gariepinus (North African catfish)
Lineage: Eukaryota; Metazoa; Chordata; Actinopteri; Siluriformes; Clariidae
Gene: mmp17a
Product: matrix metallopeptidase 17a
Exons: 10
Coding region: 337-2133 (598 amino acids)
Biological process (GO): collagen catabolic process; extracellular matrix organization; proteolysis
Cellular component (GO): extracellular matrix
Molecular function (GO): metalloendopeptidase activity; zinc ion binding
Source: RefSeq, a predicted model, not a curated record